UACUGUCUACCAGAGAUUUUUUGGCGUGUGUUUUAUGAUCAGAUAAGACUAAUGUCUGUGUUUAUAACUCUUACCACUACCUCUGGCUCCACCUCUCUUGGAGGGAGGAUAGGUCGAGUGUAACUAGAUCACGAACGUCUUUGUUAAACGUUACGUAGCACCUGUUAAACUAUCAUGUUUCACAAUCUGAAAUUUACUUUGCGUAGAGUGGGGAACAAAAGCCAAUGUAUAAAGAAACAGGUAAGAAGCAUAUACACUAUUAUUUAGAUAAUUUAUGCAUCUUUACUUUCGGAGUUCAUUAAAAAAAAAACUCCUCACCUAUUACACUAAAUUUGUUUAAGAUGUGUAGUUGUGUGUGUGUGUGGGGGGGGGUAGCGACUCCACCUACCAACCCUUCUCUUCACAUGGAUCCACUAGCGCCCAUGUAUUACAUUCCGUUACGGAGUCCAAAUCAAGUUUUUCUCUCCCGCCGUACCGUACAGGUGGCGAUUGUCUCCGUUUAUUCUUACGUACCUUUAAACCCUCGCUGCGCCGGCCGUCACACGCGAUCUUUGUCUUUACGGCAGAACUAGGUGUGAUGUAAUCACCUUCCCCUGUUCGGAGCUUCGCUGCGCCGGCCGACACACGCGAUCUUUGUCUUUACGGCAGAACUAGGUGUGAUGUAAUCACCUUCCCCUGCUCGGAGCUUCGCCGGCGCCGUGGUCAUAUUAGGUCAUCUACUGCUAGGAUCGCUGGUAUGCUCAUAAAGGGAGAAGGGCAAGGUACGGUGUUUUAUUUGGUCAAAAUUUAUCCUUCUUCGCUUUCUUUGUCGGUUCGUUUCACCGACAUGCAGUUCAACUGAGGUCUAGUCGGAUGAGACUAAGACUGAAACGUGAUGCAACAUAAACCAUGUCACGAUCAAAACUCUCUUGGUUGUAUCCUAUAAUGUCGGCCAGCUUGUACAGAUAGUUAUGUACGACAAAAACUCCCGUGGUUGGAUCAUAUCGUGUUGGCCGGCAGUCUAUAAGUAGUUACAUCAAGAAGUAGUUAUGUAUGACAAAUACACUCUGAUUGUCAUAGAGUCUAGUCCCCCUCCCCUAUUUGGUCCACAGAAGUAGUGACAUAGUAUUUUUAUCUUGAAGCUCUUUCAUCUCAUUAAAGAGAUUUGAUUAAGCCUUUGAUUUUCAUCGCCCUAUCCAUAUUUGGAGCCAUCACAAGGUUACUAACUGUGAUGCCAUUGUAACAUUUCCCGAAUCUGUUAUAAAAGCAGUUCCCUUCCACUCUUCAAGCCUAUCAUUACUUUCUCUACCUUGUUGUAGAUAUUGCUUGUUCUUAUAUUGUGCAUUGUUUUUCAUUCAAUAUGAUUAUAAGUUACCGUACAUAAUAAGAGAAGGAUAAAGAACUUGUACUUAUAGCUACCAUAUAUUUUUUAACAGCAGCAUAUGGAGCUGAUGAAAAAACAUGGGACAAAUCUGCAGAAAUGCUUGCAGCUGCUACACUACUGCAAAGAGACAUCUAUACAUUCUCACCAAACCACAACAAAACAAAAUACUCAUGGCUAUUAUUAAAACCUUUAUUUCAUGAUGCAAACACAUACAUACUAUCUCACACAGACAACCAUAUAUGCUGCAAUAUAACACUAUUGCAUACAAAUGGUAAUCACUUUGAUGUGGUUGUACCACAAGAGGCCACAUGUAACCGUUUUUUUGCCAAAUCCACUGCUUGGAGUAUGAUGAUUUAGCCUAAAUUUUUAAGUGUUGAUUAAUAUUUCAUCUUACAAUAUAUUCAGAUUAGAUCUAUUUGGCUAUUUGAUUUUUUUUCUUGCCUUUGUAUUUUAUUACAUAAAAAUACAUAGAAAUAUACCCAUUUUUUAAAAGAUACCACAUUUUUCUUUUGCAUGUCAUUAAUUUCAUCAUUAAAUAACAAUUUUUAUGUCCAUUAUUUUCAUGUAUUUAAAGUCAGGGUACCGGUAUCUAUUUAUUUAAUUACUUUUAUUUUGCCAAUAAAAGAUAUUUUGUUAGGCUUAGAGUUAUUUUUUUUAUUUUUCUAUUAAUUUUUUUGUCUGUUGUUAUUACUUUAACUACAUGAUUUUAAUUUCGAUUUUUAGUUAUUUUUCAAAGUACAAAAGAUUGUUUGCAUUUUAAAUGAAUUUUAAUAUUAGAUCUAAUAGCUGCUAGAAAGAAAGACAAAACAGCAACAGAAAAAAGUUGGCAAGUAAUUCAAGGGAGAUAGUCUAGUACUAAGCCUUAAAACCAAAAUGGCGUAUUUCCAAUGACAAUAUAUGAUCUGUGGACAGUGUAGAGAGUAGUCUGUGUUUCAGAAUGGGAAAGCUGGAUGUGAAAUCUCUGCGAUAUUUAACUCGAGAAGAUUUUCGUGUUCUUAUUGCGGUUGAGAUGGGAAUGAAAAACCAUGAGCUUGUUCCUCCAGCAUUAGUUGCAGCUAUUGCUCAUCUUCCAACUGGUGGAAGCCAUAAAAAACUAAGAGAGCUUCACAAGCAUGGACUAGUUGCUUAUGAGCAAGGCAACAAAAGAUAUAGUGGUUACCGUUUAACAAAUGCUGGUUAUGACUUUCUGGCUCUCAAAGUUUUGACAGACAAAAAUGUGAUAUCCUCAGUUGGCAAUCAAAUUGGUGUGGGUAAAGAAUCAGAUGUUUACAUAGUUGCAGAUGAUGAAGAGAAACAGUAUGCAUUAAAACUUCACAGACUAGGACGCACAUGCUUUAGGCAAAUAAAAAAUAAACGUGACUAUAUGAAGUAUCGCAAAUCUGCAUCUUGGUUAUACCUUGGAAGACUAGCAGCAACAAAGGAGUUUGCUUAUAUGAAGGCAUUGUAUGACACAGGCUUUCCAGUUCCAAAGCCAUUUGAAAGUAAUCGACAUGCUGUUGUUAUGGAACUUUUAAAUGGAUACCCAAUGUGUCAGAUACAUAAGUUAUCAGAUCCUGGUUCAGUAUAUGAUGAGUGCAUGGAGCUUUUGGUUAAACUUGGCAACUAUGGACUUAUUCAUGGAGACUUUAAUGAGUUUAAUUUGAUGGUUGAUGAUAAAGACCAUAUAACAAUGAUUGAUUUCCCACAGAUGAUAUCCACAUCUCAUUGCAAUGCAGAAAUGUAUUUUGACAGAGAUGUACAAUGUAUACGCACCUUUUUUGCAAAAAGAUUUAACUAUGAAAGUGAACUGUUUCCCACGUUUUCAGAUUUAAAGAGAAUAGGAACAUUGGAUGUAGAGAUUGCAGCAAGUGGCUUUACUAAAGAUUUGUCAGAUGCAUUUGAUGAAACAAUGACAAACAUGGGCCUGCUAGAGACUAAUGAAUCUAUGCAAAAAGUGAAAGUCGAUAAGUCAAGUGAAGAUAGUGAUGACUGUGAAGAUGAUAAAGAUAGUCCUAACAACAUUGAAGAAGAUUGCGAGAAAAAUUUUGAUGAAGAUAGACGUGAUGAUGAUGAUGAUGACGAAAAUUCAGUUCCCCCAGGCAAAGACCCAAGAAUUCUUAAAUGGUUGGCACAAUCAGACUGCAAUACUUUAGCUGAUGAAAGAAAUGAAGAAAUAGGCCUCAGUGAACAUCCAGAUCUAUGUGUAGAAACUCAGAAACUAGAUAGCACUAACCAUCUAUCUACUGAUUCAAUUAAAGAACUGAAUAAAGAAACCUCAAUGCUUUGUGAACAAUCGAAUACAAUGUCACUGGCAGACACGCAAAAUAAAGAUCUCGAAAAACUUGAACAAAAUGAAGAUGAAGAUUUGAUAAAUCUUAGACUUUCUAACCUCAACAUAAGACCUUUCAGAAAUGAAGACAGUCAGCAUCAUGUCAAUGAAUGCCAUAAAAAAAAGGAGUCUGGAUCAGUAGCAACACAUAGUAUUGCCUGUUCUAGUAUAGCACCUGAAAUAGCUAGGAGUCGAAUAAGAAGUCAAGCUAAACGCAAGCAGCAGGCACAACUGGCCAGACGUGUGAGAAAGAGUGGUGAAGCCUCUUUAUUUACUCAAUUACGUCGUGACACACAGGAUGACAUAAAACAGUCUUUAGAUGCUGUAUGGUUUUAAAAAAAUUGGAAAAAUGUUAAUAAAAACUUGUAUAUAUGAUAUACAUUUUUUUUUCAAUUAA
Molecule: messenger RNA, 4068 nt
Organism: Biomphalaria glabrata
Lineage: Eukaryota; Metazoa; Mollusca; Gastropoda; Planorbidae
Exons: 11
Coding region: 2301-4007 (568 amino acids)
Biological process (GO): maturation of SSU-rRNA; protein phosphorylation
Cellular component (GO): nucleus; cytosol; preribosome, small subunit precursor
Molecular function (GO): ATP binding; protein serine/threonine kinase activity
Source: RefSeq, a predicted model, not a curated record